AUACAGCUUUGAAACUUUAUUACAUCGAAAAAAAUGCUGCUUUCCCUUUGCUUUUAGUAGUUUGUUUAACACAGUACUGUACUGUAUUUGCUUUUUUUAAUCUCUGCUGGUGUCUGUACUUCCGGUUCCCAAUGAGGUGUGAUGUUGACUAGUCAGUUCGUAACUCUGGUAUUCCUAACUCCAAGCUUCCAUUGUAAUAACUUGCAACUGGUCAUGCUCUGAUUCUUAUAUACAUAAACUGAUUGUGUAAUUAAGUAACCUGUAGUUAAGUGGAGAACACUGUAGGUAAUAAUCAGCAAUAUUCUCCAGGGGAAUCUUCUGACAAAUUAGUAUGUUACAUAAUGUUGUGAAUCCCUGCUGUUGCUUUCAGUUAUUCCCAUUCCAGUGUUGCCAUUGUUCUCCAGAUGUACCAUUUAAAGCUAACAAACUUUUGAUUAAUAUUAAAGAGAGAGUAUUUUUAAUUAUUUUAAGUUCUGUAAAGAGAUGUAAAAAAAGGCUUUUAUCACUUAAGUAUGGAGUAGUUUGUCACACAUGCACCCUUGCCUUAAGGUUUUCUCUUUUAGGAGAAUUCCCACAGUCUGAUUCUCAACUCCACAAUGCAACAGCAUGUAUAGUUAUACAUGUUAAAAUAAGUGAGGUAAUGAAAUAGUUUGUGAUCUGAAGAUUCAUUGCUUGUAGGGGUAUAGACAGCAUUUCCUCCCCUGCCCCUAAUGCACAGCAUUGCACAAUUGAUUGGGAGUGCAUUUAAGGGAUCUUGUUUUGAAGAAACCAGUUUUGGCCGUUGCUGGUGGUCAGAUACCACCAGAUCAGAUGGAGUCAGUGGUCUGAUCUUAUUCCCAUCUGGGGAAUGGUUGCUUUUUUCACAUUGACUUCAAAUGUAAUUGUACUGAGAGUGAAUCCUUAAUUCUGAUGUACAUGUCACAGUGGGAUUUCCCUCAGCCUUCUCCCAUCUGAUUAGCUUUAACAUCAGCGGGGCAGGGGAGGGAAAAUCUCUCAGCUGAACAAAUGCUAGUCAACUCUCAUAUUGCAAGUAAAGUUUUAAAACUGAAAAUAAAAAAUCCACCUUACCCUUGUAAUAUUAACCAACAUCACAUUUAAACCAUCUCAGUGCUGUGUUCUGCACCACAGAGAUCUGUACUUUAAUGCUUUAACAUAGAAUACUUUGUGAUUAGUUUCACUAUUAUUCAAUAUUCAGCUCUUGUUGCUUAUGGAGCUUUCUCAUAAUUGACAGAUUAGUGUUAUUUCCAGUUGAAAGGCUUUUGCAUAUGUGAUUUCUGCAGAACCAGUAAAAUCUUUAUGGCAAAAGGAAUAACUGAAAAUAUUAAUAAUCUCUAGAAAUCUGGUAUGGGUGUCAAUAUUCUUUCAUUAUAAUGAGUUUCAGGUAGAGGUAAUCUGGAGUUACCUAGCUAUAAGAAGUCACAAAAGUAAUUCUCUUUCUUUUACCUGCCUGUGAUAAAUCCUGUAAAACCUAGAGCUACGUUAUAAGAUUUUAUUUAAAACAAUUCAUGAUCUGUGUGAGGCUAUUCUUGCUGUAGGGGGGAAAAGUGGUCUUUGAAGGGUUUGAUGUUCUGUGAGGGAGCUUGACUCUAAAGAUGUCCUUGGAUGAAAGGCUAUAGACGUGCAAAAUAUCCUCUUCCAAUGGCCAUGACCCUGGAGUUCUGGGUCACCCUUCUGCCACUCAUGGUAUAAGCUGAAGAGAGUAAUGGUCUCUCUGUGAGGUGAGAAGGGAAUUCCUCACUCUCACUUUUUUUUUAGAGGAAGGUGUCCUUGAAGACUAAACUUGUCUCUGGAUGGGCAAUAAAGUAGUAUGUUAAGGAAUGUGUAGUGGACAUGGAGAAUUUGUUACUAGUUCAACACUAUUUGUAACUUUCAAUUUUAACAGGAUCCUGCAGUAAGCCCUUGUGGGGGUGGGGCCAAAGUUGGGCAUUCCCGUUGCCUUUCCCAGCAUUCUGGGUCAGACCAAGGUCUGGGAGGCCACUGCAUUUCUGAGAGAUGAGCCGUGUGCUGCAGUGUGCUAUAUUUACUGUGCUCAUGGGACUGUUGCUCACAAGAACCAUGGCCUGGACUUCAAGUGGGAAAACACAUGCUGAGCUACUCAACAAUCUUUACAAAAAUGGAGUGAUUAAAUCUCAACGGGUCUUGGAUGUGUUAAUGGCCACAGAUAGAGCCCACUACACCAAGUAUUUACCAUACAUGGAUUCUCCUCAGUCAAUAGGAUAUAAGGCUACAAUCAGUGCACCCCACAUGCAUGCCCAUGCUCUGGAGUUGCUGAAGGAUCAGCUAGUGGAAGGAGCAAAGGCCCUGGAUGUGGGAUCAGGAAGUGGUUACCUCACAGCUUGCUUUGCUAGAAUGGUGGGUCCCACAGGGAAGGCAGUAGGCAUAGAACAUAUUGAAGAGCUGGUUCAUGAAUCCAUUAGAAAUGUCAGAGAAGAUGACCCAACUCUGCUCACUUCUGGCCGUCUGAAACUUAUGGUUGGAGAUGGCAGGCAGGGAUACCCUGAAGAAGCACCUUAUGAUGCCAUCCAUGUUGGAGCAGCAGCAGACACUGUACCAAAGGAGUUGCUGAAAGAGUUGAAGCCAGGUGGCCGGUUGAUCUUGCCAGUUGGGCCUGAAGGUGCAAACCAGGUUCUGAUGCAGUAUGACAAAACCAGUGAUGGGCAAAUUGUGGAAACGCAACUGAUGGGCGUGAUCUAUGUUCCCCUGACAGAUAAGGAGAAGCAGUGGCCCCGGGAUGAAGUUUGACAGAAUAUCACUUACAAAAUGAUCUUGGAAAGCUCAUGAACCAGGCCCUGAAGAAGCAACUAUAGAUGUGUAUGGCUUUGCUUUAUAAAUCAAUUUUUUUUUUUAACUUGGACACAUCACAAAGGCAUUUUCUGCUUUUUAAAGAACUCAAUACGGAGGAGUGAGAGAAGAAUAUUCCUCCAGAUCAAUCAGCACCCAGUUCCUAAGCUGUGGAGAUCUUGUCUGAUUUCUUCCUGGACUGAGUAAAACCAGAUAAGCCCAGUUGUCCUCUUUGGUCAGCUCCACAUACAAUAUCUAUGUAAGAGAAUGGAGAGUGUGCAAUACUGUUACAGAUUUGAGAAUUCAUCUGUAUUGUACUUGAUUAAAUGGUAGUGCAUUUAUAUUCAUGAUUUGCUCAUCUGAUGCCUGAAGAAAAAUUACAGUAUGUAUUUGAUCUGUUUAAUCUUCUAGAUUAAACAUAUUCUUUUCUCAUA
Chrysemys picta bellii (western painted turtle) is the source of this 3215-nucleotide messenger RNA. NCBI's taxonomy places the organism in Eukaryota, Metazoa, Chordata, Testudines, Emydidae. The record is from RefSeq and is a predicted model, not a curated record.